UAGGCGAGCGCGGGCAGCGGUGGCGAGCGGCAGCAGGCGCUGUGCAUAUUAGUUUAACUAUGCUAGCUGUGGUCAUCCAUGCAUGCAGACCCGGAUGCGGAGGUGAUCGCGCUGUCGCCGAAGACGCUGCUGGCGACGAACCGGUUCGUGUGCAAGGUGUGCAACAAGGGUUUCCAGCUGGAGCAGAAUCUGCAGCUGCACCGGCGCGGGCACAACCUGCCGUGGAAGCUGAAGCAGAAGAACCCGGCGCAGGCGCAGCGCCGCCAUGUGUACAUGUGCCCGGAGCCGACGUGCGUCCACCAUGACCCCUCCCGCGCCCUCGGCGACCUCAACGGCAUCAAGAAGCACUUCUGCCGCAAGCACGGUGAGAAGAAGUGGAAGUGCGACAAGUGCGACUCGAUCGAUCUCUCUCUACCGACCUUGGCUAGCUAGCUACUCCAUUCAUGGUGUUUUCUUGCUUCUUCUUGAUCACUAGCAGGCUAAUUGCUAAUAGCUAGCAAAAAAUGUUUAGUAGUGCGCACUAAUGGCAGCUAGCUACCAUACAUGAUACAUGCACGUUCGGGGUUAGGGUUUUGUCUGGGUUAGCUUGCUGGU
Molecule: messenger RNA, 594 nt
Organism: Oryza brachyantha (malo sina)
Lineage: Eukaryota; Viridiplantae; Streptophyta; Magnoliopsida; Poales; Poaceae
Product: protein indeterminate-domain 12-like
Exons: 1
Coding region: 79-432 (117 amino acids)
Cellular component (GO): nucleus
Molecular function (GO): DNA-binding transcription factor activity
Source: RefSeq, a predicted model, not a curated record